UUCGCACAGUUCGCAAGCGCGGAGUUGGCGGAGUGGCGGAGUCCGUCCGGUGCAGCCGCUACUCUCUCCGUGCGCUCCGUGCUAGGCCUACUGGCAGCGGUUAUUUAUUUCUUGCUGUGGUUGUGUUACAACCCACUAAGUCAUUUCAAGUAUGUCACUAAAUCCACAAUACGACACAAUCGGCAAAACUUUUAUACAGCAGUACUAUGCUAUGUUCGACGAUCCUGCCUUGCGACCAAAUUUGGGGACGCUGUACAAUGAAGAGAAGUCACUGAUGACGUUUGAAGGACAACAGAUUUUCGGACGGACGAAAAUACUAGAAAAAAUACAGGGUUUGGGCUUUCAGAAGAUCUGCCACUCGGUUACUAUCAUCGACUGUCAACCAAUGUUCGACGGUGGUAUCCUAAUAUCCGUCUUAGGCCAGCUCAAGACUGACGAUGAUCCAGCUCACACGUUCAACCAGGUGUUUGUGUUGAAGCCAAUUGGGGACAGCUUUUAUGUGGAGCACGAUGUCUUCCGGCUAGCCCUACACCACACGGCAUGAGGAAGAACAGUGGCAGAAAUGCAGUGUAGGUUCUGGGACACCUACUCUGCUGCCUGUAUUGUUUCCGGUAGCUAUGGCACAAUCGGCUCGGGAGACAGCCCCAAUUUGCUUUUGAAAGAUGUAUGCGUGGUUUGUAAUAAAUGUACAUUUCGCUCCUUUUUCACAGGCA
Molecule: messenger RNA, 713 nt
Organism: Rhipicephalus sanguineus (brown dog tick)
Lineage: Eukaryota; Metazoa; Arthropoda; Arachnida; Ixodida; Ixodidae
Product: probable nuclear transport factor 2
Exons: 4
Coding region: 152-544 (130 amino acids)
Biological process (GO): protein import into nucleus
Cellular component (GO): nuclear pore central transport channel
Source: RefSeq, a predicted model, not a curated record